Messenger RNA from Amyelois transitella, 2429 nucleotides. RefSeq names its product prostaglandin E2 receptor EP2 subtype. The record is from RefSeq and is a predicted model, not a curated record. Gene Ontology annotation, cellular component: plasma membrane. NCBI's taxonomy places the organism in Eukaryota, Metazoa, Arthropoda, Insecta, Lepidoptera, Pyralidae. The transcript has 8 exons. Gene Ontology annotation, molecular function: G protein-coupled receptor activity. The coding region runs from base 190 to 1386 and encodes 398 amino acids. Gene Ontology annotation, biological process: adenylate cyclase-activating G protein-coupled receptor signaling pathway; positive regulation of cytosolic calcium ion concentration; inflammatory response.
UCCUCUCGGUAGUCCUACCGGAAUUCGCCCGCGGGACGCCCGUGCGCCGUGUAGCGUAGCCGUGUAGACCGCGAGCCGUGUUUUUUUACGCAAGUGAUAAAAAAGUGUUGUGAUUGUGCGUUAGUGAUUUUUUUUUAUUGAACUAUGCGCCAAGAUUAAACAUUCCAGCACUACCAAAAACAUAUCAAAAUGGACCCAGAAACGACCAUACUACCAAUGACGACAGAAUUACUUCAAAAUAUAACUCACUCGCGACACAUAGAAGUAGUUAGUACCAGAAGUCCACAUUCGAAGCUAUUUCAGCUAAUUUUUUUGGUAGUUUAUGCUUUCGGCAUAGUGGGCAAUGCGGCCGCCAUUAUAGCUUUGAGGAGAGGAGAAAGGAGAGUGAGAAACAGAAAGCAUCUCCUCUUGUUGACUUCUUUGGCGGCUAACGACUUGGUGGCCUUGGUGGGCAUGAUGAGUUCCAUGCUCGUGGGCGAGUUGGUGCCGGGAGCGAAAGAGACACAGAUGUUCUGCGCCAUCAGAGUGGUACUCCGAGUAUUCGGGAUAGGCAGCGUCUGCAUCGCCGUCACUAUGGCGCUGGAGCGGUACUUGGCACUCACGAGACCUUUCCUGUAUCAGAAGCAAGUGACAUACUACGUGAUCCGCCUGACUCUGCUCAUCUCUUGGUUCUGGGCGGCUGUGCUGACCUGCGCACCCAUCUUUGGCUUGGGCCUGUAUUACGACGGCAAGAAGUGCGUCAGAUACCGCAACGCCGUCAACAAUGUGGACUUUGUCUAUGCUAUCUUCUAUGUUAUCUUUGGUACAUUUCUCUGCACGAUCCUGGUGUACUGUAACUUAGCUGUAAUCAGGGCUUUGUACGCCAUCACUGCUCCUAGAGGUGGCGAUGAACCAAUAGUUCGAAGAGUCUCCAAGAGCAGCUGCCGCCAACGCGACAGGAGCAUCAACUCUGGCAACAACCUCCACCUUCAUCACAACGCAGCCACUGCAGAAGAAGUGGCAUUCAGCAGACUCAUGGCCACAUUGUCUGUCCUUUUCAUGAUCUGCUGGCUGCCGCAAAUGGUAACAUCGGCGUUGUUCCUCGGGCUGGGUCACACGUACUGGCAGAAGCUGGAAGUGCUAAGCAAGCUGUCCGACAUGUUAAUGCUGUUAAAUUACGUGCUAAAUCCGAUCUUGUACGUGCUGAUGCGCCAGCGCAUUACUAUCUGUCAAGCGAUAACUCAUUGUUUUAAGCGGAGUCACAAGACAUCGACCGAGUCGAUGACAUUGAAGACCUCGUGCUGCCCGCAAGAGACGCUUGUUGUAAGCGACAGUUCUGGAGAAAUGCGACCACUUCGACCUGUCGGUUCUAACUGCCCACAGGGCCCUCACCUCCUCGAUGAAUGACGACAACCUUUCUACACGCAAUGCAGUGGACAGUAUAUACGAAAAAAUAAAAAAGUGGACGUAAUAUGCAGCAACUCUGCUCCUAAGAAAAUAACAAAGUGAUCGAACAAUAUAAUAAAAGCUAACGUCAUUUCAUAUUAGGCGGCAUUUUGAGCGUUCGGAUACAAGUGUUCUUCAAAAAGUCGAUAUUUUAUAAUAAAAUUAUUCGAUUUAAAAAUUGUUACUCGCGUAUCGACUAACAAUUUUUAAAUCGACCACUGUCACGACAAAAUUUACAAAAUAAACUACUUACAUUCUACACAGAGAUGUUUUUAAAUCUGUGACAUUCUGUUUGUUUAUAAACGCUUCAAAAUGGUUGUACGGUUAAGGGCUAUUGUCAAGAAAUUAAAUACCUAUAAAAAGUCAAAUUCAGAGAUGUAAAAUUAAAUAAGUAUUGUACAUUCUUGUAAAGAUAUUAUGUAAGUACUUAAAAGUAAAGAUUUUUAGAAUUAAUACACUUAGUUUAAAAAAAAACCUAAUGAAACAAACGAAUCUCAAAAAAAAAUGUUAAUUACUUUAUAUUUAAAGUAUUUUCCAUACUGAUUAGUUGUUAACAAGUGACACUACGUCGUUUGAUAUAUUAUGUAAAGGGUUUAUUAAAUAAGUUAAAAGAGGUAAAGAGAAGUUCUAUCAAUAAUUUAGUUUUUAAAUUCCAUUCAACCAAAGACAUCACUAAACAAAAUAAGUACAGUAUAGGUCGCGCGGUGGUUUAAGAACGCUCGGCAAAAGUAGAAGGGGCAUGCGCAGUGAUCAAUUUUUAGGUCUAUUAGGUGGGACGAGGAGAGAGGGGGGGCGGGUGUGCGCCGACGGCGACACGUAUUGGUGGAUUAGUCACUCUUUACUUCCCGCGUUGAGUUCGCGCGUCCCGUGUCUCUUGGGUACUGUUGCGCACAAAUUGUUUUAUCGUAUUUGUACGCGACAACUUAAAAUAAUAUAUCAAUUCUCAAACAGUACAAGUCGCCCCUACCCUAUGUCCGUCCACGGUUGAAUAUAACUAUGUCAAA